Mya arenaria is the source of this 3153-nucleotide messenger RNA. RefSeq names its product lupus La protein homolog. Gene Ontology annotation, biological process: RNA processing; positive regulation of translation. Bases 166 to 1293 code for a protein of 375 amino acids. The transcript has 12 exons. Gene Ontology annotation, molecular function: RNA binding. The record is from RefSeq and is a predicted model, not a curated record. Gene Ontology annotation, cellular component: cytoplasmic stress granule; ribonucleoprotein complex; nucleus. NCBI's taxonomy places the organism in Eukaryota, Metazoa, Mollusca, Bivalvia, Myida, Myidae.
AGGAAAGUAACAUAGCAAGCGCCUUUUAGAUAUUUAAAAAAUGAUGAAAACAACGUGGGUUUUGUGAAAUUAGCAUUUUAUUAGCCUUGUUAUUGUUCAAUUGUGCAAUAUACUAUACCCUUUACCUAGAAAAAAGGUUUAAUCGCUGUAAAACAAAGCAACAUAAUGGCGACAGAGACAAGUGAUCUUGAAAAGAAAAUAAUACGGCAAAUAGAGUACUAUUUCGGUGACCACAAUCUCCCAAGAGACCGUUUCCUUCAGGAACAGAUAAAAGAAGAUGAUGGCUGGGUCCAGUUUGAGACGAUGAUCAAAUUCAAUAAGCUGAAACAGAUCAGCGACGAUAUUAAAGUCAUCGCAGAAGCAGUGAAGAAGUCAACAAAUGGUCUUAUUGAGGUGAGCGAAGAUGGCUCCAAACUGCGUCGACAUCCCGAUAACCCGAUUCCUGAAAACACGGAGGCGAGACGUCUUGAAAUCAACAACAGAUCUGUUUAUGCUAAAGAGUUCCCUAAAGAUGCUAAGCUGGAGGAUUUACAGGAGUACUUUGAGUCGUUCGGGCCGUGCGAUAAUAUUCAGAUGAGGAAAGAUGUUCACAAAAAGUUCAAGGGUUCAGUAUUUGUGGUGUUCCAUGGAGAUGAAGCUGUCAAGAAGUUUCUGACGGCAGAAGAAGUUAAAUACAAGGACACUGUACUGGAGAAAAGAAUGUUGAAGGUAGAUUACUGGAAGGAAAAAACAGAGGCCAAGAAACAGCUGCAGGAACAGAAGGAGAAAAAGAAAUCAGAUGCAUCAGAAAGGCAACACAAGGAUGAGGAACGAAACUUUAAAAAUGAACUUACAAAGGGGGCUAUACUCCACAUGAAGGGUUUCGAUGAUAAGACCACACGCGAAGACAUUAAAAAUCUGCUUGGAGAUUAUGGGCCGAUUGCCUGGGUGGACUUUAACAAAGGCGACCCUGAGGCCUGGGUGCGUUAUGACCAGGAAAACAAGGCUACUGAUGUUUUGGAAAAAGUUACAGCUGCAAUGGACGGCAAGGUUGAAUUGAACGGAAAAACUCUUGAAAACAGAGUGCUCGAAGGCGAGGAGGAGGCUGCUCGAUGGAAGAAAAUGUUUCAAGAUAUCAGAAACAGGAUGUCUGGUAACCAGCGACGCAACCAGAAGGGGAAAAGCCGCUUCGGAAAGAGACCAAGCAAGCGUGUCCGAGAUGACAAACGAGGGAAGAACACAGGAGGGGAUGGUGGAGGAGAGAAGGCUAACGGUGAACCAGCAGCCAAGCAGGCUAAAGUUGGGGACUCGUAGAGACACAUUGUGUUUUAGACUAUCCAGGGCUGCUACCAAAAUGCAGUUUUGAACUUUGGAAAACAGUUUGUUUUUUUACAUACCAUUCCACAAUGGAUAACUGUAAUGUUGUACAGUAAAGAUUGAGUAUGUAAAGGAAUACAUUUUUAAUUAAAAGUGAAUAUAGCAGUGAAAGUGUUUAUUUCAAAUCAUGCCUUUUCUGAAUUGUUAUUGCAGUGGUAUGCUCAUAUUAAGGUGAAGACAUUUCACAAGCUUUUAUAUCAUCUAUUAUUGGAUGUUAAUUGAUACAUUUAAUAUGGAACCAAGAAAAUUAAAACUAAUAAUACCUGAAAUUGAUACUUACCUUGAGAGUGUUAUAGGGCAAUAUGAUAAUACAAUUUUAAGGGAUCUGACCCAAAAGUGAACUUGUUUUUCUCAGAAUGUUCAAAUAUGAUGUCUGGUGACAAACAUUAGUUGCUUAAAUCAUUUGAAAAAAAUGCUUUUUGAUAACUGAUAUGUGAAAUUAUUGACCAAUACCACAUAAUGCAUUUAAAAAUUAUUAUGGUUAGUGCAGUUUGCUCUUAUCUCUUUAUUUUCAUCUAAAUUUGAUUUGAAAUAAUAUAUUUUGCAAUUGUUCAAGGAUGUUGUUUUAGAGUUUAAAAAGUUCAGCCCGCAUCCAUUCGUUGCAUUGUGACUUGACCAAGUUAUGUGUCCUCGAUCAAGGUAAAAUUGUAAGUUAAAUUCCAAAAUGGAAAUGAGUUUUUAAGUGACUGUCAUUUGCAGUCAAAUGGAGACUACUGCCUUAAAGAUAUAUUUUGAAAAUUUAGUCAUUGGCUCAAUGAAGUUAUAUCAGCUAAAAAAAACUAGGUUCUAUUGUUCAAAAACAAAAAGCUUGUUUGAUAUAUUAUUUUUUCAUGCACAUAAAACCCUUCAAAUUUCACUUGUAUGUGUAUCAGAUGCCUUAAAUUUGUGUAUUUUCAAAUUGAAAUAAUAUGUCAGAGAAAAAUUUAAUUAGAAUGUUGGUUGUCAAAGGAAUCACAUGACUGACAAUUGUCAGGUGGUGAAUUUUGCAAUCAUCAACAGAAUAUAUGGAUUUUUUAUUGAGAAACAUGAUGAUUGUUGUACUAAACAGGGGGUAUUAACAUACUAAAUACAAGGCUUCAAAUAAUAAUGAGUUUGUUUGGCAAACAAAAUGUCAUCUUGCAUGGUCAUAGAAUAAUUAUACCAUAUAAAAAAUAUUUUACUUUUUUUUCUUUGUAGAAAAUUGGAUAGUAUUUGAAAUAGUUUGCAAGUUCCUUGAUUUUUUUCGUCUGCAGGUACAUUAAUAGUUAUAUAAGUAAUUGCUUCAUCAACAUUUCUGUAUAUAAUUUAUGCAUCAUCUCUUAUUUUCAAAGUUGUCUUUUAUCUUAUGAAAGUCAUCUUUAUGUUGAAAAUGUGCAUCAUUGUAUUACUGGACAUUUAUGUAAACAUCAUAUUUGUUAGGUAUAAUCGCAGUGUUUGUGAAAAAAACGUUUAACUUGGUUAUAACACAAAAUGUUACAAGAUAUUGAAAUAAAAUUUGGUACACAUUUUAUCACAGACAAUAAGUAUAUAGAAUGUAUAUUGACAGUUAAGAAAACUGUUCAUGUUCUGUGUACAUAAAAUAUGAAAUAGGGUCAUUUCAUUGUCAUUAUCAUUAAGAAUUGUUCAUGUUCAUGUUUUAGCUAUUUUGCAUAUGUGAAUAAAUUGCAAACGCUUAAAACAUUACAAGACUAUUUUCAGGCAAAUUAGUCAAAUCAUUUUGUGAGUUCCAUAUUGAAUCUGUUUUCUAGGACGGUGUAUGUCAGUUCUAAGUCCAUACAUGUGCAAAUGAUACUGAAUAAAAAUUAUAAUAGAAAUAAA